CCGGUCAGGUCUCGCUUCCGGGUGCGGCGAAACUGACAUACCGGAACACGAACAUGGAUUAAAAAAAAAAAAUUUAAAUUAAAUCCCACGCAGGAGGAGACAACGGCGGUGUCGCUCGGACACAAUGACACGCUUCGGGAAGCGCGUCGCCUCCUCGCUUUGCUUUGUUUUUUCUCGUUAGGAACGUUUUUUUGUUUUGUUUUGAACCGGUUAGCCCACCAUUGUCUUACUUGCUGCUUUAGCUCUGAGCCCUGUUAGCAUUAGCGACGGACAAACAGGUUUCAUCUGGGCUGCGUUGUGACGUCACUUGAACUGAGCUCGUUGAAAGAAACGUCCUCCAGCAGUCUUGCUCCUCCACAGCGAGCGAUGAACAGCCUGUCGGUCGGCGAGCUGUGCGGCCUCUUCUGUUGCCCGCCGUGCCCCGGCCGCAUCGCGGCCAAGCUGGCCUUUCUGCCGCCGGAGCCCACGUACGCCUUCAUCCCGGAUCCCGAACCGGGCCCGGGGGCGUCUGGGUCGAGGAGAACGUCCAGCGUGCGCGCUCGCGGCGAGUGGAAACUCCACCUGACGGAGCGCGCCGAGUUCCAGUACACGCAGAGGGAGUUGGACACCGUGGAGGUGACGCUCGCGCAGUCCAGCCGGGGGAACAACAUCGGCUGCAUUUACGUCCGCUGCGUUCCCAAAUCCAGGUUCACGGUGCUGUUUUCCCACGGCAACGCGGUGGACUUGGGCCAGAUGAGCAGCUUCUACAUCGGCCUGGGCACGCGCAUCAACUGCAACAUCUUCUCCUACGACUACUCCGGCUACGGUGUCAGCGGCGGCAAGCCGAGCGAGAAGGACCUCUACGCCGACAUCGACGCCGCCUGGCACACCCUCCGCACUCGGUACGGCGUGAACCCCGAGAGCAUCAUCCUGUACGGCCAGAGCAUCGGCACGGUUCCCACGGUGGACCUGGCGUCCAGGUACGAGUGCGCCGCCGUGGUCCUGCACUCGCCGCUCACAUCGGGCAUGAGGGUGGCUUUCCCCGACACCAAGACGACGUACUGCUUCGACGCCUUCCCCAACAUCGAGAAAGUGUCCAAGAUCUCGUCUCCCGUGCUGGUCAUCCACGGGACAGAGGACGAGGUGAUCGACUUCUCGCACGGCCUGGCGCUGUUCGAGCGCUGCCCCAAGGCCGUGGAGCCCCUGUGGGUGGAGGGCGCCGGCCACAACGACAUCGAACUGUACGCGCAGUACCUGGAGCGCCUGCGACACUUCAUCGGACACGAGCUCGCCUGACGCGGGCGCCCGCUCCGACUCCAAAACGCAGUACGCCGCUCGCUACCUUGACUCAGGAUUGCUCCAAGUUGUUUAGUUUGAUUUUAUUUUAUUUUAAAACCAUACUGUAAUGACCCGGAACUGGACAGUCUAGCACACAAAUACAAAAAAAAAUAUUCUCAUGGAUCUGCUGUGGGCCACUGCUCACGCCCAGACUCGCACACACACUUACUGGCAAACUAUUCGUCACUUGCUAAGGCCCCGCCCCUUAAAGGCACACAUCCAACACCUAGAGUCUACAUUAAUGACACUUUAUAAAACCAGUUUAUUGAUGUUCUGUUUUGAUGAGAAAGUACCGAUACCAGUUUUAGGUACCCGGCCUUAAUCGUGACGGCUGCCGAUACUCCCACACCAAGUCCUCCUUGCCACUAGUUGGCGCCACACUGCAACGCUCACGAUGUUCUUGGAUAUCGGUACUCUGCGUCAACGAAAAAGAGCGGUAUCGUGCAUUUCUCAUUUUUAUACGGCUAUUUUUGGGGCUUUUGAAAAAUUACUGAAUGGCUUUUAGAUUAAUUUCACUCGAACGAUGAUUUUGUUAUCCGAGUAAAUCGAGUCACAAACUCGAUCGCGGGACAAAUUCAACUCGUCAGUUUUUAUUUAUUUUUAAAGGGACUUUCAUAAAUCACUUUUUUUUCAGAUUUUUUUUUUGGGGGGGGGUGAAAUGAUGAAACUGAUGAUUUCUCAGGAGAUUGUUUUUGUAGAUGUCAACAGUUACGUGGAAAAAAACAUUUCAAAUAUCUGCACAUGUACCUGUGUUUCCCAAUCUUUAUUGAGCCUGGGUGCAUAUUUUAAAAAAAAGAAAAUAUGAAUACUGCAAUAAUGAUCUGGUCUCAGUUUAGUGCCAAAUUUCAAAUCUGAUUGCAUUAUUCACAUUUUCUGAGCAGCCAAAGAUGGAAUCACAGCGUAAUUGUUUUUUUUUUCUGCCCCCUAGUGGAAGAUCCUUGAAUGGUUUUGCCUGUCACGAUAUGUCGGUAGCAUAAAUGAUAAUGAUCAUAAUGAUAUCUGCACUGAUGCAACGAAACUGUCGCUCUACCUCAAAAUCUGUCUUUAUGUUUUCGAGUGGUUUUGUGCAGCCGCCAGCGAAGCAAAAAAAACGUCUGCGGUCUUUUAUUGAUUGUAAACGACACGACUUUUUAAUCAUCUGUUCUUCAUAUUUUGAAUGUGCCGCCUGAUUGGUUUUCGAAAGGUGCUAAACGCUGCCGGACGUUCGCGUUCAUUUCACGGCUUUCGUGAUGUGUGAACCAAAGUUGUCCAGUUUUCAAACCCCCCCCCCCCCCCCGGCCCCCCCAUUCACAAUCAUCCAUCGUGUCUGGUUUCCAAAAUGAAGGAACAAAGCUAAUAAAAUCUCAUCUUGUUGCGAUCUGCAUUUUUUUGUCUGAUGACAUCACAAAACGAAAUGAGCGUAGAAAAAAAUCUGGCCACAUUAAGUUUCUUUCGGCCUGUCCCGUUAGGGGUCGCCACAGCGUGACAUCUCAGAUGAUCGCUCAUAUUUGUUUGGUGCAGUUUUUACGGCGGAUGCCCUUUCUGCCGAGCGGAGGCCCCGGCGGGAUACGAACUCGCAACCCCUGGUUUUUUCAAACCAAUGCUCUAACCACUGAGCUAUGGGACCUCUUAUGCAUCUUGCAAUAUUGAUGGUCAAAAAUCUAUAAUAAAUGAAUUGCUGCCACACCAAGCUAGCUAGCUAGCUAGCACAUUAUAAUUAUGAUUCACGUUUUUUUUUUUUUUAUUCAAUACUAAAAUGUCAAAAUAUCCCUCCCCACACGCAUUAAACACAUUUCAACUUCUUAUAUAAAGCAGCGACGCCUUGAGGAUGAAGCGAGUUCUUCAGAAUAAAAGUAGUAAUCAGGACAAUUUAUUAUUAUUAUUUUUGACUUGCAAACAAAAAUAUGACAGCGCGGAACUCAACUCAGUUAACAAAACAAAAAAAGGAUUCAAGAUAAAGUUUGCUGUUAAACUAAACAUCAAAAGAAUGACACGUGUUUUAAAAAACAAGCAGUUGACGUUGCUUUACACGAUUUCGGGUUAGCUAGAAGCUAAUGAACAACGCAAAACGCCAUAGACGGGCUAAUGAAUAGCAGCUACAAUUAAUGCAAAAAAAAAAUGUACUUGAAAGCUUCCCUAUAGUGUGUAUCAUUGUUGUCCUCCAUUUUUUAUACUUAGAGGCUCAAUCUGGCAUCGUGUUAUAAAAACAUGGGCGAAAAAUGUUGACAGAUGGAUGCUAAGCUCCAUUCAACGCGCACACACACACACACAAAUCCUCUUCAGGGAUUAAAAGCAGAUGCAUGUUUUUUUUUUUAUUACACAAACACUAGUAUUUAAUAUUUUAUUCAAUAUAAUUUGAUCGUUUUGUCAAUUUGAUGGCCAAACGGAUUUCACCCAAAAAAUAUAGUUAACUAUAAAAAAAUGAGAUGUAUCAUGUAGUGAAAUCAAAUAUUGCAAUUUUGUGUAACAAAUGUACUGAUAAUACUACUGUACCUUUAAAACAACUCGUUUCAAUAGUUUGAACCAUAUAUCGUUAGCCUUGUUAGCAUAAUUGGCAAAUUGAUUUUUAACUUACUGUUACAAAAUUAAUUUAAAAUGGUGUUUUUCUCGUUUUCUGAGAAUAUCUAAAUAGGAUUUUGGCAACUAUAGUUUUAGUCCAACAAUAUGUAAACAGACUCCAUAAAGAGUUGGCAGGUCUUUGUAAAUGCCACGUAAAAAUUAUUUUUGAGGAAUAAAACACCCAAAAAUGUAUUUGAAAAAUGCACAUAAACAUACAGUAAAUUUAAAUAUUGACUUGGAGCACUGCAAAUGUAAAAAGUGAAAAUCCACAAACAGUUGACAGGUCUUUGUAAACGCCACAUAAAAAUAAAUUUUGAGGAAUAAAACACAAAUAAAUGUAUUAAAAAAUGCAAAUAAAUGGAGGAUUCCACCAUUUCCGGGGGGGGGGGGGUAUGCCCCGCCCAUCUCUAAAUAAUUACAUCGAACUGUGAGUAUGAAUAAGUGCGUAUGAAAUUGCAAUUUUUGUUGUCUGUUUGACGUGUUGCCUUGGGCACCACGAUGAUUAACAAUAGACGGGGAGUAAAAAGACAAAACAAAAUGGCAUCAUGACAAAUGAAUAAUUUAUUGAUUCAUGUGGAGGAGGAGGAAGAACUCUUUGGCAACCAAGAAGUUGAUUUUGAUGCAAAUUCCGCACAAAGUGGACCACGUGUGACUCAUCGUUGAGGACUUAAAAAAAAAAGCAGCAGUGACUUUUGGAUGCUCAUGUUUGAAAUCUCAUCGUCCGAAAACAACAACAACAAAAAAAAAACAUUUUUCUUCCAAUGCACUGCGUUUAUUUGCUACCGAAGCGUAUUACUGCCACACCCCCCAAAAAAAAAAGUCGCUAUCACGAUGUGAAACGUGGCUGUUUCAUGUU
This is a messenger RNA of Syngnathoides biaculeatus (alligator pipefish), 4711 nucleotides long. It is a transcript of the gene abhd17ab, whose product is annotated as abhydrolase domain containing 17A, depalmitoylase b. The coding region runs from base 367 to 1275 and encodes 302 amino acids. Gene Ontology annotation, biological process: protein depalmitoylation. Gene Ontology annotation, molecular function: palmitoyl-(protein) hydrolase activity. The record is from RefSeq and is a predicted model, not a curated record. NCBI's taxonomy places the organism in Eukaryota, Metazoa, Chordata, Actinopteri, Syngnathiformes, Syngnathidae. Gene Ontology annotation, cellular component: endosome membrane; plasma membrane. The transcript is spliced from 5 exons.